AUGGAUGAACUAAAUAAAGAAGAAAUUGUGGAUAAUAUUAAUAAUGAGCAAGCGAAAACUCGGAAGGGACAUUUGAUUUUAAAGAAAAGAGAAGGAGUAUAUGAAGAGAGUUCAAAAUAUUGUUUAUUUAUUUGUAGUAAUAAAAGAUCAUUAAUAUUAAAAAAUUUUAUGUAUGAUAUUUAUAGUAUUUAUAAACCAUUAACUUGUUAUAUGCCUAAAGCUCAUUCAAAUUUAUCAAAUAUAAUUAAUAAGAUAGAUAACUUAGUAGAUAUAUGUGUUCAUAAUAAUUGUUCAUUUUUCUUUUCUGUAUUUUCAACAAAAAAAAAACCUUCACGUUUUAUUAUCGGAAGGUUGUAUAAUAAUAAAAUAUUAGAUUAUUAUGUUUUUUCUCUUAUAUCUUAUAUACCAUUAAAAUUAUUCCCCCUUUCAAAAGAAAUAUUAUAUGAUACGAAACCUCUCGUAUUAAUUCAAGGAUCAUAUUUUGAACAGAACGAAACAAAUAGGUAUGUAAAAAAUAUCCUCUUCGACUUUUUUAAACAUAAAAAUGUUGACACCUUUUCCAAAAAGUCAAUCCAACGUCUGAUUGUUAUAAGUGCUUACCAGAAGAAUAGCGAAAUAAAUCUAGAUCUUGGAACAAAAGUUGAAGCGGCCAAGGAAAAUACUGAAAAAAAUAAAAAUGAUGAAAAAAAUAAAAAUGAUGAUGAUAAUAAAAAUGAUGAUAAUAAAAAUAAUGAUGAUGAUAAAAAUAAUGAUGAUGAUAAAAAUAAUGAUGAUAAUAAAAAUGAUGAUAAUAAUAAAAAUAAUGAUGAUAAUAAAAAUGAUGAUAAUAAUAAAAAUAAUGAUGAUAAUAAUAAAAAUAAUGAUGAUAAUAAAAAUGAUGAUAAUAAUAAAAAUAAUGAUGAUAAUAAUAAUGAUGAUGAUGUAACAUUACAUUUAACUGAAGACGCCAUGAGCACAACUAAAGAAAACCUGAAUGAUUCAUUUAAAAAUAUGGACAAUAUUUCUAAUAACUUAAACACAAACAAAUUUAAUUCGUACCACAAACAUAAGGACAAAGAUAAGAAAAACUUUUAUGUCAUGUCAUUUAAUCAAUACUUAAUUACUAAAGAAUUCUUUAACAUAAAUAAAGAAAAUGAACAACUUCCCAAGCUACAAGAAAUAGGACCAAGGUUUGAAUUCACUUUAGAAGAAAACUACAAAACACCUGAAUAUAAUUUAUUUCAAGAAGCUUUAAGAACAGUAAAAAAACAAGAAAAAACGAAAAUUAAAAAUGUACAUGUGGAUGAAUUUGGUCAUAAUAUUAAAAAGGUUUAUGUUCAGAAACAAAAUUUUAGUAAGCUACAUACAAAGCAUACCAAAUUUGUUAAACAAAAUAAAUUCAACACAUAA
Plasmodium reichenowi is the source of this 1389-nucleotide messenger RNA. RefSeq names its product nucleolar preribosomal assembly protein, putative. Bases 1 to 1389 code for a protein of 462 amino acids. Gene Ontology annotation, molecular function: rRNA binding. Lineage: Eukaryota; Apicomplexa; Aconoidasida; Haemosporida; Plasmodiidae. The transcript has a single exon. Gene Ontology annotation, biological process: maturation of LSU-rRNA from tricistronic rRNA transcript (SSU-rRNA, 5.8S rRNA, LSU-rRNA); ribosomal large subunit assembly. The record is from RefSeq and is a predicted model, not a curated record. Gene Ontology annotation, cellular component: nucleolus.